AAGAAAGUUUUUCCCCCUUAACUCAAAAGCACCUUUGCAGAACUACAUAAUCUCAAUGAAAAAGCCUAAAACAAGAUCUUACUCAUUAUUAUUUAGUUUUUUAUUUUACUAAUCAAGCACAAAACAAUGUGCACUCUGCAUCUGUUUUCAAAAGUCAAAUCAAGUCUUUCUUUUCUUCUGCCCAUUUCAUUUCUGCAUAUACAAACUUAAAUUGCCCAUAUAAUAGGUCACCAGUUCGACUUCAGUUCGACUUCACAAAGCGGCAACUCUAUUUAAACAUGUGCACAUUAUCAAGAUGACCAGCUGAAGUUCAAACCUAGCUUCAAAAUAAAGAUGUUCAUCACAAAUAGGAAGGAACAGACGAUCACAGCUUUGUGCCAACCGAUAAUGAAAGUGGAUCAAUACAUCUUUCCGUAAUGUCUUUUAGGGAGUGCUUGUUGCCUACAGUAUAUGAACUUCUAAGGAAAAACGCUGUAGAUAAAAUUCUCCUGUUUUGUUUUUCUUAUCUGCACCACAAUGUUUCUAGAAUGCAAAUGUGCAGAAAACUCACAACUAUUAUCCCCACAUGAAAAACUGCUCUGUGCACUGAGGAGCCUUCAGUGGGUGUUAUUUGGGGAGAUGUCGGGGUCCCUUUAAUGAAACCUGAUCUGUACAUGCAGUGACUGCUGUUUAUAUACUAACCUUGUGUACUACAACAGGAAGCUGCUACUGCCAGACAGUGUUUAGAGGGUUUCAUUUUAAAAAGGCUGACAUUUUAAGGGAACUAAGUUUAAAAAUGGAAAUGAACAGUAUUCAUACAGAGGAUCAUAUAAAUGGAUAUCAAAAAGAGGAGAAAGUUGAAGAUGCUCAGUUGACUUCGAGAAGCAUCUGUGCUGAAUGUCUAAGAAAACUCAGAAGAUUGUUACCAGUAAAUUAUAAAGAAGAAGUAAUGCAGCUGCUAAAACUUGCUGGACCGGUGUUUAUCUCUCAGCUGAUGAUCUUUCUGAUCAGCUUCGUCAGCACUGUGUUUUGUGGACACUUGGGGAAAACUGAAUUAGCCGGUGUGGCUCUGGCUAUUGCUGUUAUCAAUGUGACGGGCAUCUCCAUCGGCUCUGGACUGGCGUCUGCAUGCGAUACGCUCAUCUCUCAGACGUUUGGCAGUAAUAAUCUGAAGCGGGUGGGUGUGAUACUGCAGAGAGGGAUUCUCAUCCUCCUGCUGGCAUGUUUCCCCUGCUGGGCGCUGCUCAUCAACACAGAGCCCAUCCUGCUGGCUGUCCGACAGAGUCCCAAUGUGGCCAGUCUUUCGCAGCUCUAUGUGAAAAUUUUCAUGCCUGCUCUGCCUGCUACAUUUAUGUAUCAGCUACAGGGAUUAUAUCUUCAAAAUCAGGGUAUUAUCUGGCCUCAGGUGAUCACAGGAGCCGCAGGGAACAUCCUCAAUGCUUUAAUAAACUACGUCUUCCUUUAUCUGCUUGAUCUUGGUGUGCCAGGAUCUGCUGCUGCAAAUGCUAUUUCUCAGUAUUCCUUGGCCGUGAUUCUCUAUACAUACAUUCGUUGUAUGGGUCUGCAUAAAGCCACCUGGGAUGGCUGGUCUUGGGAUUGUCUGCAGGAAUGGGGCAGCUUCAUCCGCUUGGCUCUUCCCAGCAUGCUCAUGCUCUGUGCUGAAUGGUGGACAUAUGAGAUUGGUGGAUUCCUGGCAGGACUCAUCAGUGAGGUCGAGCUGGGCGCUCAGUCUAUCGUCUAUGAAUUGGCCAGCGUUAUGUAUAUGUUUCCUCUGGGUUUUGCGGUGGCAGCCGGUGUGAGGGUAGGAAAUGCUCUUGGAGCUGGAAACACAGAACAAGCCAAACUGUCUGCCAAAGUGUCUUUAGUCUGUGGACUGCUUGUCUCCAGUGUGAUUGCAGUCGUAAUUGCUGGAACUAACAACAUUAUUGGAUACAUCUUCAGUAAAGAUGAGGAUAUUGUCCUCAGAGUUUCGCAGGUCAUGGUUAUGUAUGGAUUUGUUCAUCUGUUUGAUGCUACUUCGGCUAUUACAGGUGGCAUUGUCAGAGGUGCUGGAAAACAACAGAUUGGUGCUCUCUGUAACAUGGUGGGAUACUAUUGUGUGGGAUUCCCUAUUGGAGUGUCUCUGAUGUUUGCUUUCAACAUGGGCAUAGUUGGCCUCUGGAUUGGGUUUUUUACAUGUGUCUUCCUACAGUCGUUGUUCUUCAUUAUUCUCAUUUACAGACUAGACUGGAAAAAAGCAACUCAAGAGGCUUUGAUCAGAGCGGGUGUUCAACUCACCGAGAUCAAAUACGAAUCCUUUGGUUUGGAAAAUAAGGGCUGCACUGAAGAAGCAGCACAGGAGAACACUGAAGAAGGCCAGACAGAUACAAACACAGACCUGGAAGGACUCAGUAAAGGAGAGGGAGGAAUAACAGAUGCUGUUGCAUUGGUCACAGUUGGAGAGGUCUUGACCGCCAAACAGCUUGCUGUUCGUCGAGGACUUGCAUUUUUCUUCAUGCUGCUCAUAUUAACUGGAGGAAUUGUGUUAAAUGAGGUGCUGAUUAGAUUUGUUAUUUGAGCCUACAGAACUUUGUCUGCACUGAAAAUGUUAAUGCUGUGAGAUUUUUUUUUAAUAUGCAAUAUGUACUAGUUUACUGCACACUAAAUAAAUAAACGUGAUAAAUUAGAA
This is a messenger RNA of Danio rerio (zebrafish), 2647 nucleotides long. NCBI's taxonomy places the organism in Eukaryota, Metazoa, Chordata, Actinopteri, Cypriniformes, Danionidae. The record is from RefSeq and is a predicted model, not a curated record.